CAAGUGACACGCGCAGUGGUUCCACUGCGUUGUUUCUUUCGCCAAAAUGGGCGAUGUCUUUUGCCUCGUGAUAUUACAAAACGGUAACCGGCGAAAGCUGAAGCUGGCGACGGGAACCUACGCCGAGUUCCUGGAGAAACUGACGGCAAUCGUGGAUGUCGAUCUCGAAGACACGCUGAUCCAGAUGUUUGACUCUGACCUGGACGACUUUGUGGACCUUGUACCUGAAGACGAAAUUCCAAACAAAGCAAAGCUACGCGUCGUCUCGAGGAGUGCUUCAAUUCUGUGCACUGCGGCAAUGGCUACUGGUGGUCAGAAUGCCACACUCAAGUCUCCAAAAAAUCUUUGUGCAAUCCAGCCAGCUUCAGUCCAAGAACAAGGGGAAGUUUCGUUGCAAGCAUGUGACAUUGGAAUUCAAGAGGCCGGCAGUGAUGCAAUGGAGACGUCUCAAGCUGUGCUGACCGUGACACGAAUUGAAGACACACCGUAUGCAGUUCUGUCCUACAGGCAAGUGAGCGGCAGUGACGAGAUGCAAGUUGAUGACACUGCCAUCAGUCACACGUCAAUGCACAACAGCGAUGACUCUCUCAAGUUCGUGCUGCCUCCAUCCUUCGGCGUCUGGUGCGACACAUUUUUGCAAAGCAAGCGGCCAGUCACUGCAAAAGUCAAGACGCACAUGAUCUCUGUUCUCUUCAAGGCUUGCUACGGAGUGACUCCAUAUCCAACACCGAGGCUGUACAACAAAGUACUUGACUCGCUGGUGGCAAAGUACCCACACGUGAUGGAAGGAAAGUACAACAGGCACCGCUGGUUGGUCGCCUUGAGGAGCAGGUUCAAAAGUGAACGCGAGAACCUCACAGUGGCUUCGGCGGCUGCGGUUGAAGUGCAGGAAUCGCGUGGACUCAACUUUUCGCAGGUUGAUGGCGACGACAAGUGCACCUACGCUCACGCACAGCAUGUGAAGACACCAUCGAGUUCUGAGGCCGAUAUAGCCAGCGAUUCAGAAGCCACACCUUCAGGCUCCGUGGUGCACUUCGAGGACGACGAAGAAUCGACGGAUUGUCCGGACUAUUCCGAUGCCAUGCUGGAGAACGUCACAGGGUCCAGCCUGCUCAGAACGUGCACUGACGAAAAAGCAUCGGAGGCACUGAUGGCACAGCAAGAGAGUCGGGCUUCUCUGGACGAAAGUGAAAGCUGCGAUGAAUCAACAGAGGAAGUCAGGCAAUCAAAAUGUCAACAAGUCAAAGAAGUUGUGGGCAGCGUGUUUCAGAAAAAGCCACACGUGCCAAAUGGCAAGGAAAAAACACUAAAGCGUCUUCAGACAACGUCUCGAACUUCACCUUGCACAAUGCCAAAGCUCUACGCUGUUGUGAAGUUUCCAGAAGAACGGAACAAAGUUGCGGUUGUACCACUUACGUGGCUGACCGAGGACUGCAAUUUCUGCUUUUGGCCUCCCAAAAUGAGAAGUGUGCGAGUUCAUGAACUAACUCGUGACCUGGUGGCACCAUCGGCAGAGUGGGGCAUGUACCCAGUCACCAUUAUGGCACGAUGCAGCACUUUUGAAAAGGCUGAACGACGUGCCACUAGUGUACAGUGUUCCUCAUCCGUCGACACAACGGAGCAGUCGGACAAUGAAGGCCACUAUGAAGAGGAGGGCCGUUCGUCACCUCCGGUGGAAUUGCCUGAACCUCCUGUACUGUCCUCUCCCAGGCACGUGAAGAAUGAGGAGCCACAGGAACGUGAAGGUUCGGAGGAAGCCACGCCUCUCUUGUUGCGGAUCCUGAGGCUGCCUGCUGGGCCUGCGGCAGCAACAGAGGGAAACACUGCGGGAGAUGCGACAAAUGAGGCACGAGCUACGGCUUUUGUCUGAGAGAGUGCAGUCUCUGAGACUCUCGAUGGGAGCCGUACCGUGCCUCAGCACGCCCCGCCAGCACAGCCCCCUGCUGACUUGCCCCGGCUGCCUGCUGGGACAAUUCAAGAGCUGGAGGCAGCAGAGGCAGCUGUGCAGAAUGAGGCUGUGGCUGCUGCUUUGUGCAAGCACCUCCUGCAGAUCGGGGGCAAAGGCCUUCGAGAAGUGGGGGCAAAUGCCAUGCAGGCUGUGAUGGCACAUGAUGUGCAAGUGCUCUACAGCCUUCAUGGAAGGAAAGGAAAGCGAGCCUUCAUAAACCUGAGGCUCUGCAGAUUGGUAACAGAUGUCAUCUGCAAAAAGGCCAGCUGCGACAUUUCAGAAGCGCAGAGCUUCAUAAAGAGGUGGCUGCCGGGGUCUGGUGACCGCUGUGGGGGCAGGAAGCGGCGCUUCAAGGAAGCAUUUGUUGUGGAGCAGCCCGAUGAUCCUUGCCGUCCAUGCGGGGAUCAUCGGCUGCCCGCAGUAGCUGGCUUCCUGCCCAGGCACUGUGACCAGGGCUUUGGCGGCACCGCCAUCGUCAAAGUGCCCCCCUCGGCUCCACCUGCCAUGUGACUGCAGUAGGGGCCUUCACCUGCCGUGGCCAUCCUCCGCGCCUCCUGCCAGCCUGCUCCUCCUGCGCCUGCCAUGGGCCUGAUUUGUAAUUAGUGUAAAUAUUGUAGAUAUUUCUGCAUUUUUUUUAUAUAACAAAUACAAAAAAUAC
Messenger RNA from Rhipicephalus sanguineus (brown dog tick), 2606 nucleotides. RefSeq lists its product as uncharacterized. The record is from RefSeq and is a predicted model, not a curated record. Lineage: Eukaryota; Metazoa; Arthropoda; Arachnida; Ixodida; Ixodidae.